UGCUCGCCAAGGGUAAACUCAUUAAUUACUUUCGCCUGUGCUGCCUUUCAUUUUGUAACGAAAGUAAAACCAAAGCGGGGUGUGUAUUUGUGUUCCGCGCUGCCCCGGGUUGUUUUCGCUCCCGGCGGCGUGUGCGGUGCGGUCGGUGAUGGAGCGAGGUGACUCUGCCUGGGCUGCUGCCGGAGUAGUUUCCUCCUGCUGCUUGUUUCUGCCUCGCUGUUGCCGUGUGCCCCUCUUGUUUUUUUUACACUCGCUGCUGGAAGUGUUUGGUUUGUACUGAGAUAAAGGCGCAUACUCCCUGGCUGAACGCGGUUCUGUGAACGAGAUCUUGUAUAAAACCCUCCUGAGCUGUGAUUUAUUGUAUGCAAAGCGGAGGCCAAACAUAAAUAUUUAGAUCCGAGUAUUAACUGAUGCGUGUUGUGAUGAGACUGCGAAAAAGGAAUCUAAACAACGCUGAUGUAACACUCCAAAUGGGAGGAAAGCAACUAUUUGUUGUUUUUGCUUGUCAGUAUCAUACUGGGAGAAGUCUAUUAUGGGAAUAGCAGAGAGGGAAAGCACUCAAUACACAUGGCAAUGUGAAUUUAUGUUCAGCAGUGGUACAGGAACAGAACUUGUAUUUACAGUGAAUAGUAGGAGAGCAAAAAAACCUGUGUAAUAUUUGUGCUACUACACUAAAGAGAUGUUAUAUCCAAAUUAACUAUAUUAACAGAUUUUGAAAAAGUGGUGGAUCUGAGUUACGCUUGGCAUCCAUUGAUAUUUGCAGGUGUCUAGUGUUUGAUAUCUGGUAAUCAGUUGUCAAAACUAAAUUAGCAAACUAAACUAAUAACUAAACUAAUCAGUGCUAGUCAGUUGUCAAAAAUAAAUUGAAAAAUACAUGAGGCUCUCCUCAUUGGUUAGUAUAAGGCCAAAGCUUUUUUUUUGUGAUAAUAUUCUUCUGUUUGCUUUUCACUGCAGUCUUGAUUCUGGUUUUUGUCCUGCAAAUAAGUUCCUAGUAUGUUGUUGAAACCCCUUCCCUUUCCAUCAGGAAAAGGAGAUGUCACAGGUAUAUGCAAUUUGGAGUCUGGAUCUUACCUGAAAAGCACUAAGCCCAAGAACUGUCAUCUUAGUCUUUGGAAUGGACAAGGAUGUCCUCAUUUUUCAGUAAAAUGAAUUAAUUUUUCUUUUUUCUCUAAUCAUCUUUAAAAUGGAAAGUGUGUACAGAGUAGAUUUUAAAUUGAAAAUUUGGAGGGGAAAAAAGUCGAAUUAAAGAUUCCACACAUAAUUUGUCUUUUUGGGACUAGAAGUUCUGCGGUUUACUGUGCUUUGUUUAACCUGCCCAAAGUUUUAUCAUUAGCAAUCAAGUUGUGCCAUGAAACUGCUUCAUGCUUUGUUCUCUCAGUUAUUUUAGUAUUACAAAGCAGGUUAUACUUUAAACCCUCAGUUAAGUUUAUGGUUUCCCUAAACUUACAAAGCCCUACAUUAUAUAGUAUGAUAGUAGCGAAAACUUACAUAUAGGAGUUGAUAAUUGAUCAUAUAAUUAUUCAGCAGCUUACUGUGCACACAAAAUUACACGUAUUUAAAGAGGUACCAUCUUGAAACAUAAAUCAGCAUUUUAUAAAGGACUCAGUAUCAGUUAUUGCCUUUAUUCUUGAGGGCCAAAGAUUUGUUUUGCUUUCUUUUGCAGUCAUCAUUUUCUUUUUUAUAGUUUACAUUCCUCUUUUGCUUGUCCCUGGCAAAACAACUUUACAUAAGUAGAACUAAAAAGAUGCUUUUUAAUUCAACUUCUUGGUUUAUAAGUAAGCAUUGUAAAUGAUGGGCGCAAAAUACUGCAAGGAAUGCUGCCAAAAUUGUAUCCAAACAAAUACUUCUUGGAAGGGCACAAGAAACCCAGGUGGAAAUAAAUUUGCAAGUGUUUUCUUGCUUUUCUUUCCCAGGAUUUCUCAGAGCUGUAUCCCAUGCUCUGUGUCAUCAGGGGUGUAUGGUUCCCAGGAGCAGGAAAAUGUUGGCCAGACAAUUCCUCCUGAAUCUCAACAGGCCGGCACUUGAUUGUGCCACUGCUCAGCUUCUUUUAACAGAAAGAUCUUGAUAUGAACAAUGACCAUAGUUAACAAGCCAAAAUCUUCAAAGUCUAAAAAAUCUUCCUCAAGACGGUCUGACAAAUCUAUGAAACCCCGUACUAAAAAAAUGACGUCACGCACUGCAAGUUUGGGCCGGGUACCUCCUACAGAAGAUCCAAACAAAGUCUCUGUGGACAAAGGUCCUGGGGGGCAUAUUUAUUGUAGAUCAUCUCAAAAAUCAAAGCCUUUUGCCCAAAGAGAUCUAGUUGUUAAUGAUGGGAUUGCUCCGCCACAAAGAAUUCUUUUUCCGCCUGAGAAAAUCUGUAUGGAUUGGCAACAAACACAGAGUGUUGGAGUUGGACUGCAGAACCUCGGCAACACUUGUUUCCUUAAUUCCACUCUCCAGUGCUUGACCUACACGCCUCCUCUUGCCAAUUACAUGCUUUCACUUGAACACACCAAGUCAUGUCAUGUAGAAGGAUUCUGUAUGAUGUGCACAAUGGAAAGUCACAUCAACCAGGUCCUGUGUUGCUCUAAUAAUGCCAUCAAACCUACGUCUGUUAUCAAUGGCCUUAAAAGAAUAGGAAAACAUUUCCAUUUUGGCAGUCAAGAGGAUGCACAUGAAUUCUUAUGCUUCACUGUUGAUGCUUUACAGAAAGCUUGUUUGAAUGGAAGCACCAAAUUAGACAGAUCUUCUCAAGCCACCACACUUAUUUAUCAAAUAUUUGGAGGAUAUCUAAGAUCUCGAGUAAAGUGCUUGAACUGCAAAGCAGUGUCAGAUACAUACGAGCCAUUUCUCGAUGUUACUUUGGAUAUAAAGGCAGUUACAUCUGUCACCAGAGCUCUAGAACAAUUUGUGAAACCGGAACAGCUGGACGGUGAAAAUAGCUAUAAGUGUAGCAAGUGUAAAAAGAUGGUUCCAGCAUCAAAGAGAUACACGAUACAUCGCUCUUCCAAUGUUCUCACAAUAUCACUGAAAAGAUUUGCAAAUUUUACAGGUGGAAAGAUCAACAAGGAUGUAAAAUACCCUGAAUAUUUGGAUCUUCGAGCAUAUAUGUCCCAAUCUAUUGGAGAACCUCUCAUCUAUGCUUUAUAUGCAGUUCUUGUACAUAGUGGCUUCAACUGUAAUGCUGGACACUAUCUCUGCUUCAUUAAGGCUGGUAAUGGACUUUGGUACCGGAUGAAUGAUGCCUCAGUAGAACUUUCUGAUAUCAAAACAGUUCUCAAUCAGCAAGCUUACGUACUUUUUUAUAUCAGGCGCUACGAUCUGACGCUGGGGGAGCGAGCCUUUUACCUGCCCGCGCCCUCCUACCCCCGCUCCUUCCUGGGCCAGCGCGGGGCCAACAGCAAGCAGGCUGCGUUCAUGGGACCACGCCUUCCUCCUCACAUGAUGAAGAGCUCAAGUCGUUUAAAUGGAAAUGGACCCUUAAAAGAGGAUCCCGGUAGUGUUGGUGUUGCUGUAAAAAGGCCAUCUUCAGCUCCACCAACAGCUUGUGUUCAAAACUGGGCAAUUUCCAGGCCUUCCAUGGCAGACCCUUCCAAGCCCCAGAAGAUCACCAUCAGUAUUCACAACAAGCUGCCCGCACGGCAGGCGCUGCCGCAGGAGUGUCCGAGCAGCGCUGUGGAGGAGGAGGAGCUGAAGCCCCUUCCUUCAGCCACAGUUACAAACUCUUCCACAGCAGAGCCUACCUCAAACCUCUCCACAGUGUCAGUUGCUACUAAUGUCUCCAAGCAGGAGGUUCCUGAUGAAAUCUUUGUUGAGCCAGCAGUGAAUGGAAACCCUAAGCUCUGUUCUGAUAGCAUGGUCCCUUACGGGGCAGAACCUUCAGGAAAAUGCGAGGAGUCCAAGGGCUUGUUCAAAAGGAAUUGCAACGUCAUAUCUUCCAAUGGAAUUCUGAUUGGGAAGGUGGUCCGUACAUUGCAUAAUUCCCAUUCAUCCUGUCAGAAUGCUGAAGAAAGAUCCCAGCAUGAGCUGCCAAAACUUGAUUCCCUAAAUGGUGCUAUUAGUUUAGAUAAUGAAUAUAAAGAAAAUGGACUGAAACUUGAUGAUUCCACUUGCCAAGUCCAACCCAUUAAACCUUCUGAGAUUUUCUUCUCUAAAGCAAAUGGAGUGCUUGAAACGAUGCCUAAAGCUUUGUCACCAGAUCCUCAAGGUAUCUUAGAUUCUCUUACAUAUGGCCAGUUGAACAGCUUAUCAGAGGAAAAAAGUGUCUCUGGACCUCAGAAAUCUUCUGACAAUGAUGGAGUUAUGGAAACUGUAGUGAUGGAAGCACUGUUUGCCUAUGAAGAAUGCAGGAAGGUUCCUUCCAACUUUAGCUGUGAGGUUGAGAAACUUUUUACUCAAUCAGAUUCUGAAACCAUUUUUACCAAAGAAGAAGUUGCUGAAAGUAUUAUAACAAAAGCUGAUAAUGCACAUCUCAAUAUCAAUGGUCAGCACAAGGUUAGGAAAAAAUCUUUGGAUACUGAAGGUGAAUUCCAUGGGCAGUGUGAGUCUGAAGACAUCAGAGAUAAAGACAAACUAAGAAGAUCAAAAGAACCUGAACUCAUUUCAAAAGAAAAUCCUUUGUACAUCAAAGGGUCUCCUGAGAGCAAAGAGAAAUUAGGGCAAACUUCCUCUAUAAAGCCUGACAUUGAAUGUAGUUCUAAAAAACUUGCAUCUCUAGAUAUUACAGAUAAAUGCCAAGAUACAAAGGACAUUUCUAAUAACUAUGUAGAGGUACCACCCGUUAAUGACUCUUCUAUUACAAAGCUGGAUAAAGUAUUGGAAAGUCAAUUUUCUAGAGCAGAUGAGGGACUGAGUAAUAAAAUAAGUGAAGAUGAUGAUAAACAUAUGAAAAAAAAUAAGAAAAGAAUCCAUGACUCUAAAAGAACUGACAAAGAGCACUACCGAAGGAAGAGAGAAAACUCGGACACUGAGGAGAAGGAGAGGCAAACCAGAAACAAACCAGAUGAUCAUUCCCACAGGAGGAGGAGCUCUCACAGCGUGGAAACAAACAAGCAAAGCCGUCAUAAGCAGGAGUAUUGCAGUGAGAGCAAGUACAGAUCCUCCCACAACGAAAGAAACAGUCCCAGUAAUGGCAGGAGCUCAGGGAAAUAUUCUCGUUACAGAUCCCGGAGCAGAGAAAGGACAGAUGCAGACAGGAACAGGUAUUAUUAUUCCAAAGGAGACAGACCUUGGAUUAGAGAAAGAUACUAUCAAGAUGAACCACGGAGAUGGGAAAAGUGCAGAUACUACAAUGAUUAUUAUUCCUCCCAUGGAACAAGGGAUGGUAGGGAGAGGAAGUCCUCUCAUUGUGAUAAAGACUAUGACAAAUUGAGCCAAGCUUACAGCAGGUCACACAAGGAUUAUCAUUGCAAAAGCAGAUGGGGUCACAGCACACUCUCCCGAGAGGAGGAUGUGCAUCACUUCAGCAGCCACAGAGCAAACUUCCACCACUGUUCAGUACCUCAGCAGCACUCAGAAAAAUACUCUCGUGAAAGGCAUGCACUUCCACCAGUGUCAGCUCACUCAAAUUUUGAGGACUCUUCCCGGGAAAACGAAAAACUAAGAAAUGGCAAAAGAAAAUACUCCCACCAAGAAGAAAGUGAAAGUGACAUAGAAAAGAAAUGCCGAAAGACAGAUGACCAAAGAAUCAAAAAGUAUAAGAAGGUCAAGAAGAAAAAGAAGUCCAAAGAUAAACAUCGAGAGAAGGAUUACAAACUUUAUGAUUUGGAUUGCUCUGUGCUCCACUUUGACAAUGACAAUCGCAAACAUAAGAAAAAGAAGAAAAAGAAGCAUGAAAGGAAACUGAAGGACUUAUUGGAAUAUUUAGAUCCUCGUUUCCAGAAGAAAACAUGGGAGAAGAAGGAAGAAUCCCGUCCUCCAGAUGACCAUUUAUGUGAGCAAUACAGAAACCAGGGCAGUAAACAACCUUACAAGGAAGAGAAGCCUUCUGGUGCAGGUGACAGCAAGAAAUUCAGCUCCAUGGCAUCCACCGAGUAUGUCAGAGGUGUGGAGCUGACUGAAGAAAGCCUUCAAUACUCAGACUGAACCCAUCACCAACCCCAAGGACUUCUGACCACCAACCCCAACAACCCUUCACCUUCAAAACCAACAACUUCUCAUCAUCAAAACCAACGACUUCUUACCUUCAAACCUGACAUUACUGAUAGUGACCAUCAAAACUUAAAAUUUAUUAUCAAUUACCAUCAAGACAAAAUCCAGUCAUAAGUGGUGCUUAACAUUUCUGUACAGAAUUUUACCAUAUAAGAACUUUUUUUUAGUUUUUAACUUGAGACUUUCUUUUUUAAAAUAUACUUCUAAUCCAAAAGGGUGAAAACUUUUUACAACUGCUGAACAUUGUAAAUUACCACAUGAAUAUCUCACUGAGCUGAGAUAAUGCCCUGGAAUAGACCAUCUCAAAUGCUGCUUAAUUACAGACUCAGGUUGACUUUAUGUUAUUCAUGUAAUGUUACUCCAAGUUAAGACAUCUGGUGCAAGAGCGACCAGGAAUUAUGAAAGUUGCAACUGACAGUCUGUAUAUUUAAUUUAAAGACUUAUUUAAAACUUCACGAGUUUUGCAAGAGCUUCAUUUUUUUUUCUGUGGUCUGACACUAGAAACUAAUUUACUUCACAUUUGAGUUAUAUUCAAGAUCUGAAGAAAAUCUUCUGGUUUUCAACAUUGUGAAACAACGAAUAUGCAGUUCUGAAUGUAUCUCUCAAGAAUAUUUGUAUAUUGUUCCAUAUGUUUUUAUUACAUUUUCUUAAUAUACUGUCAUUUGUCUUAAGUCUCAGUUGUCUGUUUUGUCUCUCUAAAGUGUCUAGUUACAGACAAAUUCAUACUGUGAUUUUUAUUUUUAUUAUUAAAUGCUAUCAAACUGUGAUGCACUUAUUAUUCACUGGUCCUGCAUCAGGAGAUGAGUGGGGAACCUGUAUUAAAUACAGUUCAUCUGAA
Sturnus vulgaris (Common starling) is the source of this 6970-nucleotide messenger RNA. RefSeq names its product ubiquitin specific peptidase 42 (gene USP42). Gene Ontology annotation, biological process: regulation of apoptotic process; protein deubiquitination. Gene Ontology annotation, molecular function: cysteine-type deubiquitinase activity. NCBI's taxonomy places the organism in Eukaryota, Metazoa, Chordata, Aves, Passeriformes, Sturnidae. The record is from RefSeq and is a predicted model, not a curated record. Gene Ontology annotation, cellular component: nucleus; cytosol.